Molecule: messenger RNA, 3653 nt
Organism: Diorhabda sublineata
Lineage: Eukaryota; Metazoa; Arthropoda; Insecta; Coleoptera; Chrysomelidae
Exons: 4
Coding region: 110-2386 (758 amino acids)
Source: RefSeq, a predicted model, not a curated record
GUAGAUAAACGAUAUCUGAACCAGUAUCAUACUGAUUGCAGUAGUAUCUGAUGAUAAAAAAUUCAACCGCAGUCUUAGCGAGAACUAGAAACAAUGCAGUUUGUUUAAAAUGGGGGGUAAACAAUCGAAAAAAACGAGCGAACAAUCUAAGCUAGAUCUUCUUACAAAAGUUGAUGACAGUGUACAAAAUGUAAAUAGUAAUGUAUAUAGUAUCGGAAAUUUAAAUGAUAGUGGUAAAAAUGGUACCGUGAAUUUAAAUAAGUUAGAUAGACAACAUAUCGAAUAUAUUAAACAAGAUUUACGUGAUACACCUGAACUGUUUGUAUUAAAUAACAUGAUUAUGGCUGUGAUGUUUUUUGAGGAUUAUAACAAAUGUAAAGACAACUUGUUACAAAAUAAAUUGAGAAAUCCAGAAGAUUUCAUAACGCCUGAUGAUAUGUUUGAAUUUGUCAACGAGAAUACGAUAUUUCGUCCUCACCACGGUCCAAAAAAAUUUGAAUCUGAGCCUUUGAUUCCCAAAAGAAUAUUUAUGCCCAACAAUACAGUAAGGGUAUUAGGAUCGACAGAAGAUGCAGUAGAAGAAAAUAAUGAUGAAGCCGUCGUUAGAAUAGAAGAAUCUCAAAGAAAAGGUUACAUCAAAUUAAGGGAACUGAAAAAAACAAACAUUAGAGAUAGUGGUUCUCCUAUACUUCCUUUAGAUUCAAUAGAAAGCAAUUCUAGGAGUUCCUCCGCUUCUUCAGAAACGGCAUACACGACUAUUUCGAAUCUUAAAACUCCCAAACCCAUGGAUAUAAAUGCAGCUCUAGAAAAACAAGCUUCACAAUCAACUGGUUUUCCUAGAUCCUGUUUUUCUUACCGAAAAAUUAAGAAGAUUUCUUGGGAUCCCGAUGAACUCAAAGGUGAAAAUAUAUCUGAAGACGACUUAUUUGAAAUAGUGUCAUACAUAAAUUCGAAAAACUUUAUGACGCAUAUUCAGAAUGAACCAAUUUUAAACGAAGUCGCCUCAAAAUUAGGUGUCGAUUUAGAAGACAUAUGCGAAGCAAAAGUGAUUCAAGAAAAAAUUUAUUGUAACGUUAGUAUAGAAGAAAAAUACAUCCCGUGCGAAAUAAUGCCUUGUAUUAAAGCAAAAUGGCCUUUGGAGCAAACCUUAACUUUUCUCAGUAAGGGAGAACGCGAUGCCGAACCGAGGCAAAGAUUUGUUUUCCCAACAUCGUAUAUGAUUGAAGAAAUUAAAACUUUAGAUUGUGUCUUAUUACCUAAAGGAUACAUAGAAACUAAAGGGAAACGCAACGACGUGGAUAUAUCAUGGGAAUUAUGCUUUCCACAAGCACAAAAAUAUUUAGAAACGUGCAUGUCAUAUUCGCAAAUCAAAAGUUUGUUACUUCUCAUAACUCUUCACAAGACUUUUAUCGAACCUAAAACUAAACAUUUAGGGUUGACGGUGGAUCAUAUUCGAAAUUUUUUACUUUUAGAAUGCGAAUCAAAUUGUAGUGAUUGGCCUGAACAUAGAUUGGGUAGUAAACUAAUUAAAGUUAUUAAAAGACUGAAUAGUCACCUCUCCAAAGCUCAUCCACACAUUCCCGACUUCUUCGUUUCCGGUAAAAAUAUACUCAACGACGUAGCAAAUAGAGAAAUUAGAAAAUCUCAUAAGGUUUUAGAUGAAAUUCUACAAGCACCUGUUAUGCACUUUAUGAUUGCCCUGAGAAAUAUUCGAUACACCAACGGCAAAACCUUUUAUCCUCCUCUAAAUUUUAAAAAUCUCUACGAUAUUUUAGUAAAAACUGGCAUAGAACACUCCAAUCCACAACUCGCUGCUAAAACCAUCAAAAAACCAAAAUAUUCCGAUCCCGAAAUGACAUUUUUAAUGUUCAAAGACGUUAAAAAGAGGAGAACAAUUUUAAAACAAAGGAUUGAGCAAGAGGAAAUGGAAGAGAGGAGGAAAAAAGAAGCGGAGGAUAAGCGAAGGGGAUCUAUUGACUCGAUAAACGUCGAAUGGACAUGUGAAAAAGAUUUUGAUAUACACAAGAAAAGAGCCCUGAUACUAUUUUUCAUAAACACCUUCCUGGGCAUAGCAAAGAAAGGUUUGAAGUUGUCGAAGAUGAGGGCGAAAUUUUAUCUUAAGCAAGCGUAUUAUUUAGCAAAAAUUUUAGAAGAACAGUGUCCAGCGUUCACCGACGACGUGAAAGAUCAUUUGAAAACCAUAAAUGAACUGGAAAAACAAUGUGUUAGUAAUUACGGACAUAAGGAAGACUUAAAUAGUACAAGACCAUUUAACAAAAAAGUACCAAUAACAAAUAUCACGAAUACUAAAAAGAUUACUGCUAUUAAUGAGGGUAAGACAAGGAAAAGUGUAACAUUUAUAGAAAAUCACAAAAAAUCAACGUGACUAACCUCAACUUUAAAAUUCAUUGAAUACAAACUUUUGAAAAGUAGCACUGUUCACAAGUAUACCGAGUUGUAGUCAAAACCGACUAGUCGUAACCAAAUCAUACGAACCAAUUCAAAAUUUUAUUUUACCGAGAACAAUCUUAGUUUACCCAGUUGCGUCGUGGAUUUCUCUCCUUUCAAUCAAGAUAGUUUUGGCAUGACUAGCUUGGCCAAGAGAUCAGACUCAUUCAUCAGCUGGGUGCAACUCAAAUCAUUCAUUCUCCAACUAUUUUCCCUUGAGACACAAGUCGUUGGCGACGAGAAUAGGAUGCUUUUCUAUCCAAUAACUCUUUUAUCCAUCAAGCUCUCUAAGUGUAAAAGAGCCUAGACAAUAAUUUAUCUGGGAAUUCAAGACGUUCAACUAUUCGGCUCUAUUACGGGAAAAUUUGGAUAGCUGAUGAUGUGGCACACCAACCGCUUGGAACCGAAGAAAUUUUUGACGUGAAUCGGAAACUUUUGGUAAUUCUGCGCUAUUAGAAAAUUUUAGUAUUUCAACUCUAUGGUUGAGAUAGAUUCAGGUAGCAAUUUGAAGCGCCACAACAAUUGGUUGAUUAGCCAAGAAACAUGCCACAGAAAAUGUCCUGUGGUAUUCCGCUGAAUGCUGAUGAUAAGCUAGAUGGUAGAUGACCGUUUCAUGGUCCUCCCCGAUAUCAGAAGAUGGUGCGCCGGAAGAGCAACGUCAUCAAGCUUACACCCCUUGAUAUUUAAGAGAUUUUGUUGGCAAUAUCGACCGGGUGGAAGACUAUUAUAAAUAACAGUUCCAGUGAAUGAAGUUAUGUCCAAUUGUAGAUGUUUAGCAUUAGUCAGUGAUACCCGAUAGUAGGUUUUGAGUAAAGUACAAAAAUACAUUGUGUAUACGUGUGUGCAGAUCACGUGUGCUCAUACAAUCCACCCGUAAGGUCACAAUUUCACUAUUGCUUUUUGUCAUUUAUGUCACACUAUUUUGUAAUAAUGACAAAACAAGAACUAUUAGGUAGAUAAGUCGUUGACCCAUGAACACGGAACUAAAAAUUAGGAUCCGAAUUAAUCCAGAAUAACCAUUUGGAAAGUGUGCAUGAACUAUCUCGGAAUCAAAAUCAUGAACGAAACUAAUUUUUUGAAAUAUUUCGCAUCUAAGUUGUAAAAUUGGUAAUUUUUUUAGUUUUUUUUUUAAGAAUAAUAAUUCGAUCAUUUUCAUUUUGUUGUAAAUAUGUUAUCAUUUUCAUUAAUAUAAUCUUUUUCUACGA